CCAGGCAGCCAAGCGUCCUCGUGGGCGGGCAGGCGGCGAGGGCGGCGGCAGCGCAGGAGGGAGCCCAGCGGGCAGCCAGAGAACAGGCAGGGCGGCUCCGCUUCACAUACAGAGUGCCGUGGGCCCCCGGAGCAGGUGUCAUCACUGAAUCCCCUGGAAUCUUCCCACAUGCACCAUGAACAUCUCUCACUUCCUGUCCAUGCUGCUCCCAGGAACCUUGCAAGGUCAAAACAGGAGCCUGCCAGAGGGCAUCGUGUACAACUUCUCUGAUCACUGCCAGGAUUCUGCAGACCCGAUGGUCUUCAUUGUUACCACCUAUAGCAUCGAGACCAUUGUGGGGGUCCUGGGCAACCUCUGCCUCAUAUGUGUGACCAUUAGGCACAAGGAGAAGGCCAAUGUGACCAACCUGCUCAUCGCCAACCUGGCCUUCUCUGACUUCCUCAUGUGCCUCAUCUGCCAGCCGCUCACAGCCAUCUACACCAUCAUGGACUACUGGGUCUUUGGCGAGGCCCUUUGCAAGAUGUCGGCCUUCAUCCAGUGUAUGUCAGUGACAGUCUCUAUCCUCUCACUUGUCCUUGUCGCCUUGGAGAGGCAUCAGCUCAUCAUCCACCCAACAGGCUGGAAGCCCAGCAUCUCCCAGGCCUACCUUGGGAUUGCGGUCAUCUGGCUCAUUGCCUGUUUCCUCUCCCUGCCCUUCCUGGCCAACAGCGUCCUGGAGAAUGUCUUCCACAAGAACCAUUCCAAGGCUCUGGAAUUCCUGGCAGAUAAGGUGGUCUGUACCGAGUCCUGGCCGCUGGACCACCACCGUGUUAUCUAUACCACCUUGCUGCUGCUCUUCCAGUACUGCAUCCCACUGGCCUUCAUCUUGGUCUGCUAUGUACGCAUCUACCGGCGCCUACGGAAGCAGGGGCAGCUGUUCCGCAAGGGCACCUACAGCGCGCAGGCUCACCAGAUGAGGCGGAUCAACGGCAUCCUUGUGGCCAUGGUGGCUGCCUUUGCCCUGCUCUGGCUGCCCCUGCAUGUGUUCAACAGCCUGGAGGACUGGUACCACGAGGCCAUUCCUGUUUGUCACGGCAACCUCAUCUUCUUGCUGUGCCACCUGCUCGCCAUGGCCUCCACCUGUAUCAACCCUUUCAUCUAUGGUUUUCUUAACACCAACUUUAAGAAGGAAGUCAAGGCCCUGGUGCUGACUUGCCAGCAGAGCACCCCCGUGGAGGAGGAUGAACAUCUGCCCCUGUCCACAGUGCACACGGAAAUCUCCAAAGGAUCCCUGAAACUCAGUAGCAGGUCCCACCCCAUUUAGCCAGGUCCAGGGCUUUUCCCUACCCUGCCCAUCGCCAGGCUCUUUCACUUAGCUAAGUGGGCACGGGGCAAGCUGAGGGUGGCACUCCAUCAUUACUGGCUUUCUAGGGUCCAGAUAGGCAGGCAAGAGCUCGUUUCCACAUCUAUUUGCAAUGUGAAGCUUGACAUUCAGACGGUUCAGCUAUUUGUUUCUGGGGGGAUUCUGAGUCUGGAUUUUGCGGGUCACAGUAUACCUCAGAGCUUGAGCAGAUGCCAGAGCCGGAGAUAGUCUGCUAGUAGCAGGCAGGGUUCAUUCUGGUAACUCAGCAACAGAUGCCUAGCCUGCAACCCCAGGGGUUUUACCUCUACCAAUGAGGCUGCAAGGUCACUGUGAGGUGAGGGAAGGAGCACGUGGAGUCAGAGCUUUGGACCUCGGUCAGCCCCUCACUUCUGUGAGAGAUGAUGUUUGAGGAUGGACUUCGUAAGUGAUAACAAAUUCUGUGGAGGCAAGACAGUGGAAUUUCUGUUCUCUGCUUAGCACAUCCAGCUGCGGAGAAUGGAUCCCGGUGGCUUUGGGUCCUCACACUCCUCUGCAGUAGGAAAAUCAGCCCUGAGCAGCAGGAAUUCCAGGAUUCACAUCCUACUCCAUCCCUUUUUUCUUUCACUGCGUUUGCCACCUUGUGUGGAAAUACGCCUGCAAGUGUUUGCUACUGAGGGUGACAUAUGUAUUGUCAUAGAGCUUGUGUCCUCUUUGCCUCAGACAGAAAGCUUUGCCACGGUAGGCUGUGGGAAAGGUGCUCCUGCUGAGUGCAUAGCCAAGGGCAGGUGCCCCGUGCCAGCUCCAGGAUGGGAAGGGCUCAGGCUGCUGCAGCCACACUGCAUCGCUUGCUCUUCCUUGCCUCCCCGGACCUCUCCUAAUAAGGUAGCUGGCUAGGGACUCUGUGACUCUUCCCAGUCUCAACCCACUGCCAAAGCCUACAGUACAGGCUGUGACCCCAGCCUCCUUCAUUCUACACUCUGACCACUGAACUCACUUUCCCUAGGGGACAUGCCAUGAUUCUUCCAAAGCUUCUACAUGACUUUGGGCCCCCCAAUAGCCUUCAGUAGUGGCAGGGGCAGGGAAUUGUUGGAGUUUAGAUUAAUGCGGCACUGGCUGGAAGGAGCAGGGGUCCCCCUUCCUCCAGUCAGCCAGGGAAAAUGGAGAAAAGGCUACAAUGUGUGUGACUAUCUCACCGUGGAGGUCAUAGCCCAGUCUUCUGGAUGCUGAGCCAGAUCCAAGGCUUCAUCUGUGUGUAGACAAGACAGCUUGUCCUUGCAGGGAAGGAAAUGUCAAGACUGCUCACCUUGGAUUGGCUGUCCAGGCCUGGCUCUGCCUACUCAGACUCACACAACCUCCAGCAGAGUGGACCCACCAGUACUUCCCCAGGCAGGGUAUUCAGGUGUCCAGGACCCUGGAGGGGCCUCGCUGUGAGGUUCGUGGGCCUGGCUUUACACGGGGGAUCUGGCAAAAGGCCAGGCAGCAGGAGAGUCAAUAGCCAUGUCUGAUUGUCACUCUGGCCUGGCCCCUGACCAAGAAUUUGUGUAGCCGACACCCAAGACAAGUGUUCUUUGAGCCACCAGCUCCCUUCCUGGAGUUAUUUGUUUUGUUCCAUGUUUUGGUCACAUCUCUCAUUCUGUUACUUUGAGUCACUUUCUUGGAUGCAGCUUGUGCUUAUCUUGGUGCCAUCUGCUGCUGGCUGAUUCAGGUAACCACCUUCCAGCAAAGCUCAGGCCCUGGGAUCCUUUCCAGCAAGAUGUCAUUCACCAAGCUCCCCAAGGAAUUGGGGGCUUCAGGCCCCUCCAGAUCCCAUGCAAUUGCCUAGAGUUUGCUUCACAUCACUCCUUUUAGUGGUGUCAAGACGCUUGAGGACAAGCAUACUUUAGGGUGCUGGCAAGCUUGAGGAACAGGGGACCAGGCUGUUCAUCUGGUGAAGGAGCUGGCAUUAGGGGUAGUGGGUGGGACCCUCCCUGAGCAUCUUCUGUGCUCCCCUCACAUUGCUAAGGUUGACACAGCCUGCCUGGGUGGCUGUCUCUUGUUCCUGGUUCCUAAUGAUCCUUGGGAUUGCCUAGUUCCCAGCACCCUGGGAACUUGCCACUCAAAGUGUCAUCAGAAGACCAGAAGCUUCAGCAUCACCUGGAGCUUGUUAGACAUGCAGAAUCUCUGUUCCCACCCCAGAAUGUUUCAAUUGGAAUUCGCAUUUUAUCAAGAUCUCCAAGUUAAUGGUGUACACAUUCAAGUUUGAGAAGCUCUGCUCUAGGAAACAGAUUACCCUGGAGCUUGGAGCUACUUGUUGAGCGCCUGUAGACACCCACUGUGGGAUCUGGAGGGGACCUUUUGGAAUCCUAGUUCCUAAGGCUUUAAAUUGGUAUUGCUGAAAAGGUGGAUUCAGUUUUGGUUGUUUGUCUAUUCUCUGGCCAUAUGAGGACAUAUUUCUUCU
Molecule: messenger RNA, 3758 nt
Organism: Rhinolophus ferrumequinum (greater horseshoe bat)
Lineage: Eukaryota; Metazoa; Chordata; Mammalia; Chiroptera; Rhinolophidae
Gene: NPY4R2
Product: neuropeptide Y receptor Y4-2
Exons: 2
Coding region: 176-1303 (375 amino acids)
Biological process (GO): G protein-coupled receptor signaling pathway
Cellular component (GO): plasma membrane; neuron projection
Molecular function (GO): neuropeptide binding; pancreatic polypeptide receptor activity
Source: RefSeq, a predicted model, not a curated record